Molecule: messenger RNA, 1161 nt
Organism: Sugiyamaella lignohabitans
Lineage: Eukaryota; Fungi; Ascomycota; Dipodascomycetes; Dipodascales; Trichomonascaceae
Exons: 1
Coding region: 1-1161 (386 amino acids)
Biological process (GO): intracellular monoatomic cation homeostasis
Cellular component (GO): mitochondrial inner membrane
Molecular function (GO): ribosome binding
Source: RefSeq, a predicted model, not a curated record
AUGUUUGGAACUACUUUUGAAUAUGGAUUAGCACGAUCCAGAACGAUAAUGGUACCAGGGACGCUCAAUACAGCUCUUCGCUUGAGGAAUCUUCAUACAAGCAUAGUUGCAGCUGCGAACGAUUCGAAAGUCACUGCAAAUGCUAGUGUAAUUCAUAGUUGGAUCUAUCAACAGCAUGUCAACAGUCCAAGCCACCCUUCUAAAGUCAAUGCCCCAGAGAGUUUAGCACUCAUUGAAUCGGUAGAGGAAAUUGCUGCAAAUAAACAUAACAAUGUUAUUGGCAAGAUAUUGGCUUCGGGAAAGAGAUUCGUCAAGUUGUACAAGUCAGGUAUUACAAAUGUAUAUAAGAACCACAAGACAUGUCGAGCACUGAAAAUGAAGUACAAAUUCAAAAAUCUUCCAGAACUCACGAAGUAUAUCAUUGAUAGCGGGUUUGCCCAAGAUGUUCAAUCCAAAACCAAGUCGAUAGAAAAGGAACCAGUCAAGCCACUAUCAGUAUCUGAGACUCAUAUAACUCGCUCUGAGUAUAUGAUCCUUCAGCGAACCGCUCGCGACAUUCGCAAAGUGCCACUUUUUGCUGUAGUAUUUGCAGUAUUCUUUGAAACAACCCCGCUACUGUUGAUGUUGUUUCCAAAACUAGCUCCAUCCACGUGUAUGUCUCCUUCAUAUAUAGAAAAGGAGAUCAAGAAGACCGAGGAUAAGAUUAUCUCUCUCAAGCCAUCUACUAGUAAUACCUCCACUUUGACAGAGAAUACUACAGGUACAACCGAAAGUACUGCUGAUGCAGAAUCCACUAUUUCAAAUUUAGAUUUGGACAAGAUGUACUCAAGAUCUGUUUAUAUGCUUUCUCGUGCGGAACUAGAGUCACUAUCUAGUGCCUUAGUAUUUCCUACAUCCUCCAUACCACUCCAGAAACUGUACUCUGACACCAAAUUGCGUUUGUUAAUCAAGGCCCAAAUCGAUGAAAUUCGGGCCGACAACAUCCUUCUUAGCCGAUUCGGAAGCACCAGGGCUCUUGACAGUCGCGAGCUCCGAUUGGCCUGUCACGCACGAGGAGUCUCCAUCACCGGCAAGACAGACGACGAGCUUCGCACCAAAUUGCUGCUCUGGAUGACAACUUUUGCUGACAAAAACUACGAUGCCGGAUAUUUUUUUGCAUAG